This is a messenger RNA of Penicillium argentinense, 2265 nucleotides long. RefSeq names its product transient receptor potential ion channel family protein. The coding region runs from base 1 to 2265 and encodes 754 amino acids. NCBI's taxonomy places the organism in Eukaryota, Fungi, Ascomycota, Eurotiomycetes, Eurotiales, Aspergillaceae. The transcript has a single exon. The record is from RefSeq and is a predicted model, not a curated record. Gene Ontology annotation, biological process: transmembrane transport; fungal-type cell wall biogenesis.
AUGAGGUCUCUAUCACUUCUUACCAUCUUCGUUGCCUUUUGGGCACCGUUGGCGUCGGCAGUAAAGCUGCUAGAAUCCAAUGCGCUGAACGUGUGCAUGGAGAGUAGCAAUUUCACGGCGCAAUAUUUCAAUGUUGUUUACUAUCCCGGCAACAACUCACUCAUUGUUGGCUUUGACGGCGUAUCAUACAUCUCCGGCAAGGUCGUCGCAGACAUCACUCUCACCGCAUAUGGAAUCAAGUUUUACCAGAUGACUAUCAAUCCUUGCGACAUCGAGGGGAUGGGUAUGUGCCCCAUGGCUCCAGGCCCCAUCGAUCUCCAGGAUGUCUCCCUGCCCAUCUCGGGGGACACCGCUUCUAACAUUCCUGGUAAGUCAAACUCGGCGGACCGAAAAUCAGUUAUGGAGAAAUUUACUCACAACUCACAACUAGACAUGGCUUAUACGAUUCCCGAUCUUGACGCGAACCUACAAAUCGUGAUUAAGAAACAAGAUACUCUGGAGAAGAUCGCCUGUGUUGAAGCACAACUUUCGAAUGGAAAGACCGUCUAUCAAAUAGGCGUUGCUUGGGCGACUGCCAUCAUCUCCGGCUUGGGUCUAGCCGCUUCCGCCAUCACAUCUGGACUGGGCCAUUCCAACACUGCUGCACACGUUGCAGCGAACGCCCUCUCGCUCUUUGGAUUUUUCCAAAGCCAGGCCAUGAUCGGCAUGACAUCGGUUCAUAGUCCUCCGAUCUUCGAAUCCUGGACUCAGAACUUCCAGUGGAGUAUGGGAAUCAUUCGCAUCGGUUUCUUGCAGGAUAUCUGCACUUGGUACCAGCGCUCUACCGGCGGUACCCCUUCUACGGUGCUUUCGUCACUCAGUAACACAUCUGUGGAGGUGUUAAAGCGCCGCAAACGUGACUUGAUCGACCCAGCCCUUGCGCUGAUGAAGAGAGGGAUGAAUACGCUCGCCAAGCGCGCUGAUUCCAGCCAGAAGGUGCAGGUUGUACGUGGUAUCGAUCGUGCCGGAUUCCGCGCGAGAAUCGAAGAAACCAAUAUCUUCUUGACUGGCCUAAUCUUCUUCACUGUCUUCGUUUGCCUUGUGAUCAUCAUCGUUGCGUCUUUUAAGGGAAUUUGCGAGCUACUUGCAAAGCACGGCAAGAUGAAGAGUGACAAAUUCCAGGACUUCCGCAAUGGAUGGCGCGUCGUUCUUCGGGGUAUCUUGUUCCGUCUCGCUCUGAUCGGAUUUCCGCAAAUGUGUGUUCUUUGCCUAUGGGAGUUCACUCAGCGCGACUCGGCCGCAGAGGUCGUCUUGGCUGUAGUCAUGAUCCUCUCGUUGCUUAUUGCCUUGGGCUGGGCUUCCCAGAAGGUCAUCCGUCUAGCCAAGCGCUCCGUCACAAUGCACAAGAACCCGGCCUAUAUCCUCUACUCGGAUCCUUCUGCUUUGAACAAGUGGGGCUUCUUGUACGUGCAGUAUCGCGCGACUGCAUACUACUUCGUCGUGCCGUUCCUCGUUUAUGUCCUGGUCAAGGGUAUGUUCAUCGGCCUCAGUCAGCCGGCUCCCGUUGUUCAAACUAUCGCCCUUUUGGUACUUGAGACCGCCAUGUUGAUCAGUGUGUGCGUCAUCCGGCCAUGGAUGGACAAGAAGACCAACGUCUUCAACAUCUCGAUUGCAGUCAUCAACUUCCUCAAUGUCGUCUUCCUGCUGGUCUUCUCGAAUGUUUUCAACCCACCUGGCAUGGCAAUCGCCUUUAUGGGAGUCAUCAUUGUCGUCAUCAACGCAGUAUUCUCCCUCGUAUUGCUCAUCCUGGUGUUGAUUGCCUCCGGCUAUGCUAUCUUCUCACGCAAUCCCGAUACCCGAUACCAGCCAAUGCGUGAUGACCGGGGCUCCUUCAUCAAGUCGCAGACCCAGCUGACAACGGAACUGGAUGCUCUGAGUGCUACCGCUCGCGGUGACAUGAAGCCCCAUCCUUACGAACACAGCCCGUUUGACGACUCGACAUCUAUCUCCAGCGGCAACAACCAUCAGCAAAUGAACGCAGCAAACUCGACUCACAACGUCAACCGUCAAUUAUCACCGGUUGACCCGUCCGUGCCGCUCUUCCCAGGCGGUCCCUCCAAUAACCACCAAGGUCCCCCGCCUGGGUACGACCAGUUCGGCCGGUCAGCAUCGCCUGCAUUAAGAAACCAUGAUAAUGCACCCAUCGGUGCCUCGGCCCUCGACACCAACUACAGACAACAAAACAGUGCCAGUCCAUGGCAACGAGGAGCUGGUUAUGACCAUUAG